GCGCGUGGCCUCGGGUGCUGGCGGGACGGGGCCGCGGUGUCGCGGUGUCUUCCGUUCUUUAGCGGCCGUCUGCAUAUUUUGUCUGUCUUUUUUGCAAUUUUGAACAUUUGGCAAGACGAAGGGGUUCAAGGCAGGUGAAAGCCACCCGCACGUCGCCGAGGAGCCGGCGGGCACUGGACGCGCUCUCCGGAGACCGUCUGCACGGGAGACCUGAAAGUUGUUUUUUUGUUUUUGUUUUUGUUUUUUCAUGCAGAUGUAUUUAUAAAGACAUAAGUAAUUUUUUUUCUUCUCUUGUCUCCAAGCGAGUACUUUGGGCAAAGGACGGACGAAAAAGCUCAGCAACAUUUUGGUGGGUGGUUUUUUUAAAAGAAAAACAAGUUUUCAUCGCGAUGGAGAAAAUGUCCCGACCGCUCCCCCUGAAUCCCACCUUCAUCCCGCCUCCCUACGGCGUGCUCAGGUCCUUGCUGGAGAACCCGCUGAAGCUCCCCCUUCAUCAUGAAGACGCAUUUAACAAAGAUAAAGACAAAGGAAAGAAGCUGGAUGAUGAGAGUAAUAGCCCAACGGUCCCCCAGUCGGCAUUCUUGGGACCCACCUUAUGGGACAAAACCCUUCCCUAUGAUGGAGAUACUUUCCAGUUGGAAUACAUGGACCUGGAGGAGUUCUUAUCGGAAAAUGGCAUCCCCCCCAGCCCUCAGCAUGACCACAGCCCCCACCCCCCCGGGCUGCAGCCGGCUUCCUCAGCUGCCCCCUCCGUCAUGGACCUCAGCAGUCGGGCCUCCGCACCCAUUCACCCUGGCAUCCCAUCCCCGAACUGCAUGCAGAGCCCCAUCAGACCAGGUCAGCUGUUGCCAGCAAACCGCAAUACACCGAGCCCCAUCGAUCCUGACACCAUCCAGGUCCCAGUGGGUUAUGAGCCAGACCCGGCAGACCUUGCCCUCUCCAGCAUCCCUGGUCAGGAAAUGUUUGACCCUCGCAAACGCAAGUUCUCUGAGGAAGAACUGAAACCGCAGCCCAUGAUUAAGAAAGCUCGCAAAGUCUUCAUCCCUGAUGACCUGAAGCAGGAUGACAAGUACUGGGCGAGGCGCAGAAAGAACAACAUGGCAGCCAAGCGCUCCCGGGAUGCUCGGCGUCUGAAGGAGAAUCAGAUUGCCAUCCGGGCUUCGUUCCUGGAGAAGGAGAACUCGGCCCUCCGCCAGGAGGUGGCUGACUUGCGCAAGGAGCUGGGCAAGUGCAAGAACAUUCUGGCCAAGUAUGAGGCCAGGCACGGGCCCCUGUAAGAUGGCAUAUGGGGGGGCUGGCUGUUGACUAGAUGGACACUUUGUUUCCUGUCUGAUAGCACCACACCCGAGCCAACCUUCCUGCCAUCAGCACUUUACCAGGGGCAUCAGUCAACACAACUGACUCACAUCGUGGUGUGUGUGUGUGCGUGCGCACGCAUGUGCUUGUGCGCAUGUGUGUGGUCAACUGUGUGCGCUCACGCGUGCAUUCCUUUGCACUUGCCAUUUUCAGAUAACCCUCUCAUCCUCUUUUAGCUCCAAAAAAAAAAAGGUGCCAUGUUUUUACUGGACUGGGGAGACCUCUCGCUGGGUUUCCUGCCCCUCCCCUCUCCCCUCCUCCUACCCUUCCCACUGGCUUCAUGUUCGCUCUUACCUACUCUUCCAGGACCCUGGGUCUGGAUCCACCACAAAGGGCCCUGGUAAAAUGGUAGCUCUCAGUUUUCAAGACAACAGGCUCUUGUUUCUGUUCAACCUGUAAGUUACCACGCUAAGACAGUGCACAAAAUAACUGGGCACUACUCCACAGCUCUCUUCAGGUAUAGGUUGCUUUCCUCAUGUUUUCAGUUUGGGUGGUAAUUGUCUUCAAAUUUAAAGUGCUGUUUAGAUGCGUUAGAUCCCAUAUUUACUUACCGCUAUCUACUAAGUUUCCUUUUAAUUCUACCAACUCCAGAUAAGUAAGAGUACUAUUAUAGAACACAGAGUGUGUUUUUGCACUGUCUGUACCUAAAGCAAUAAUCCUAUUGUACGCUAGAGCAUGCUGCCUGAGUAUUACUAGUGGACGUAGGAUAUCUUUCCUCCCUAAGAAUUUCACCCUCUUUUAAAAAACAAAAAUUACAGUAAUGCAUUUGAGCAUGCCCAGAUCAUUCCCGGGACAGGGAAGCUGAGAGAAAGCCAGGUUUAAGAAGGAGGAGUUGACUUAUCAGUAUACGAGCUGGAAACAAAUGCACCUUGGACCAGCUUUGACAUUGGUAGGUUUGGUGGUGUUCUCCCCCGUCCCAGGCGCCCCGCCCUCACUUUUGUAGUUAACUUUUUCCAUAGCCCUCUUGGUAUUCAAAACAAUUCAAUCACUUAAGAUUCAGUUUUCCCCAUCAUUUGUAAUAUAUAUAUUUUUGUGAAUUAUUAUACCUUGCUGUUUUUAAAAAUCAGUUAAGUUAAUGAGUUGGUGUUUUAUGAGACCCGUUUCCUAGUGGUGUUAGUUUUGACCGCUUCAUAAGUUAAUGACCCUGGAGCUUCUGUUUCUUCCUCUCUGUUUGCUUUUGAACGUGUGUGCUUUUAUAAAGUGGACUUCUGAAAAAUGAAUGUAAAAGACACUGGUGUAUCUCAGAAGGGGAUGGUGUUGUCACAAACUGUGGUUAAUCGAAUCAGUUUCAAUGUUUACUAUAGACCAAAAGGAGAGAUUAUUAAAUUGUUUAAUGUUUAUACAGAGUAAUUAUAGGAAGUUCUUUUUUGUACAGUAUUUUUCAGAUAUAAAUACUGACAAUGUAUUUUGGAAGACAUAUAUUAUAUAUAGCAAAAAGAAAUGGAUAACUAUUCCAUGUUUUGAAAUUAUAUAGCAAAGAUAUAUAUUCCUCAAUGUUGUACAGAGAAGAAGGGCUUGGGGGUUUUGAAGUCUUUACUAUUUUAAGCCUGUCACUGACACAUCGGCAUGUUUUCUGCUUUAAAACUUUAUGACAGUUUGAGGCUUGCUGUGAUGGAUCCUGCUGUAAAAUACAUGAGGAGAUUUCUUGUUUCUUAUUAGGUCUCAGAAAGAAGUCAGUUAACGUCACCCAAAAGCACAAAAUGGAUGUUAGUCAAAUAUUUAUUGGAUGAUGCAGUGUUUCUUAGGAAAAGCAUCUGCCACAAAAAUGUUCCCUUCGAAGUUAGGGCUUCACUGCCACCACCCCAGGCAGUUCUGUGCCCCGCCGUGGACGCGCGCGUCUUACGCGGCGUGUGGCUGAUAUCGGUGCUAUGUGUGCGGCUUAAAAUCUGAUGGAUGUUUUGACUUUAAAGACGGUUCUUUUGAUUCACUAAGUUGUAUAAUGUCAAGAGAUUCUGUUGUUAUUACAGAGAAACAGUUUGUGCUAGAUUAAAAUACCCUUUCAUCCCUGGGAUUUCCUAGUUUCCUGCCUCUAGAACAUCCAGUUCCAUAGUGACCUGGUGGGCUCCUUGCUAGUCCCUCAGCAGUUCUCUCAUGGUGUUACAGUCUCGGGAAGCUUGACUGGUAGGGUUUCCUAUUAGGGAUUCAUUUCAUGCCAAGCCACCCAUUCUCGUGGGAGAGGGGAAGGGGUAGAACUGAAAUGUGUCGCUCAGGUAAAUAACUAAUACAGCAAACAAACAAGGCCCUUGGCAAUCUCAAGCAGAACUGAAUAAGCAACGUUCAGUGCGAGCCAUUGAGCUCAGAACUGGCCUUUUUUUGGCGAAGAGGCAAAUUGCAGCAGAAUUGUUCAAUGUCGUCAUUCUCGCCAGCAGAGACAAAUGGAGGAGCUAAGCGGAGCUGUGUUGAAGGGAGCGUGCCCUGGACCACCCAAAUUCACUGAAGUAUAACGGCAGCCCAAACACACACACACACACACACACACACACACACACACACUGUAUUGUGCCCUGGUCUUUCUUGGAAUUAGAUUGUUUGUAUCAAAUGAGCAUCACGCAUGUCUUGUGCAGGGAAAAAAAAAAGAUCAUAAUAAAACAUAUUCUUUCAUGUGCCAGGAAAGGUUUCAGAAACCUACCUUGUCUUAGAAAUGUUUAAACUUCAGAGUUUGUGCAGGUGCCUUACCUGUAGGUCGUUGUCACCGCACGCAUGUGAGUGCUCACCCCUAGACUCGCUGCCUUCUGUCCGGGGCAGUGACCUGGGAAAUCAGGCAGUUCUGCUAACACAUGUGGGAGGCCACGGCCCAACUGGGGAUGACUUGGCUCAACCAGCGUCCAAGGAGCUCUGCAGACUGCAGCUAUUGUAAGAGUCCUGUUGUCAUUUUUCACCUUCUCAUCAUAAGCAUCUUUCAGAGAUUAAUUACUUAGCCAUUAAAAAUGAAUCCAAAUCAUACCAUGCUAAUGUUUCGAUACAAUUUGGAAUAAGGGGUCCGGGACAUCCUGACAAGGUCACAUCAUCCUUUCUUUUGACUAGAUGUGCACAGAAAGGCAAAACUCAAUCGCCCUGUCCUUCCGCUCAGGCCACCCAGCGGGUAGGUAGGGGAUGGAAUGGGAGGGCUGAUGGGGCCUUUCCUUCUCUUCAGAAAGCAGCUGCCCUUGGAAACCCCUCGGUGGGUAAGAUGUGAUGGGCCUUGCAUCUGCAUACGUGUCAGGCACCUGCAAACCAUCUCUCAAAGCAGAAGGACCCUUUGUUCGAGGACAGUGCAGAUGUGGUUCUGGCGCUGCUGGGUAGAAGGCUGUGCGAGUAACCGAGAGCUUCCCUUCAACUCCCUGGUUUGGGGAAGAAACUCAAAAUAAUUCUAAAUGAACAUUUAAAAGGUCUUGGGUCUAUUUGUGAAAGAAUGUCAAGUGGAGCCCUCCCCCACUGCCCCGCAGUAAAGAAGCAGACAUCUGGAAAAUACAGCCUGGUACAUUUUUCCCCCCAGUAGUUUAUCUAAUCUUCCCCUAAUGUUCCUUUUAGGAAAACUCAAACUUUAUCCAAGUUCAUCAGGGUGAUCCCACGGCAGGCCGGCUUGGCCUGCUUGCUCGUGUGGGGGGCAUGGAGGCCUGCGUUUACCCCAGGGUCAGCAAGCUGCGGGGCACUGGGCCCCCAGCUCCCUGCCCCUCCGCCCGGCCAAGGUAGUCGCCUGCUCUCUGCUGUCCAGCUCCCUGCUGAGGGCCCCCGGGCGCCACGAGGGAGCCCAGGGCCCCCCACAGGCUGUCUCUACAGUGAAUAACACCAUUUCAAAAAGGAGCAAAGACUUCACCUAGAUCUUGAUGACUUGGAUUUGGCAACUAAAGUCAGUCCACUUUGCACAGGGCCAAAUGUAUGUAGGGGAGUGUGUGUGUGUGUGUAUUUAAGUCAAGACACAAAAAUCUUUAGUUUUGGAGCACCUUACCAAACAUAACAGUAAUUCACCAUUAUCUUUUUGGCAACACCACAAAGACUGCAUUUGCUAAACAGGUAAAAGUUCACAUGAGGUCAGUUUAAUUGUAUACCAUGAUACUGGUGGUGUUGAUGCUGUUAAAUGCAAACCUUUCUCUGUUAUUCUUAAUGUUUAAUAAACUUUGAAUUUUUUCCUUUCUUUCAUGUAUUUUUGCUGACAGUCUGCUAGAAAUUAGAUUCUGUU
This is a messenger RNA of Pteronotus mesoamericanus, 5515 nucleotides long. RefSeq names its product HLF transcription factor, PAR bZIP family member (gene HLF). The transcript has 4 exons. The record is from RefSeq and is a predicted model, not a curated record. Lineage: Eukaryota; Metazoa; Chordata; Mammalia; Chiroptera; Mormoopidae. Gene Ontology annotation, biological process: regulation of transcription by RNA polymerase II. Gene Ontology annotation, molecular function: DNA-binding transcription factor activity, RNA polymerase II-specific; RNA polymerase II cis-regulatory region sequence-specific DNA binding. Bases 390 to 1277 code for a protein of 295 amino acids. Gene Ontology annotation, cellular component: nucleus.